Molecule: messenger RNA, 408 nt
Organism: Drosophila kikkawai
Lineage: Eukaryota; Metazoa; Arthropoda; Insecta; Diptera; Drosophilidae
Source: RefSeq, a predicted model, not a curated record
CAAGCCGUCGAAAUGGAAGCAUCCGUCCCCUACGCUCUGUUUUUGCAUCGCCAGGAGCUGCGUCGCCGCCAGAUGCUCUACACCCAAGUGUCCAAGACCAAGAUCCAGCUGACCAAGGAGCUGAUCGCCGAGCAGAAGCAGCGACUGUCCUCCUGCAGUCCCGAGGAUCUGCAGAUCCUUAGUCGGGAGCAGCAAUUCAAGCGUCAGCUCCAGCAGAAGCUCAAGCAUCGCAACAAGCAGCUGAAGGCCAUUGCCAAGCAACAGGAAAAGCGGUGCUUAGACAUAGAUAGAUAAUCUCCUCGGGGUUACUACUUUAAUUAGUUUUAGUUUAGCGUUAAUGAUGUGUCUUUCCUUAGUCUAACUUUGUUUAGUUUGGUUCAAAGAAAUAAAAUUUCCUAUGCAAAUCUA